AUGGAACGAGAGUUGCAGCCUGAUGCUUCCUGGAAAGCGCAAUUUACUACACCAGAGCAAUCUCUGGAAGACCUAUGCCUCCAUCGCGUUAAGAUCUUGAGGCGCCAAAAUGUCUCAAUCUGCACGGUUGCUAUGAAGAUAACCGAGAACAACAAAGAAGAACUUGAGGGGGAAGAGACAGCUUUCAUUAAAGCUACCACAAAGUUCGACUUGAUAGACAAAAUAGCCGCGCAUAUUGAGAAUCCAAGAAACCUGGAUCACGCGAAAAACCCUCGCCAGCUGUUCAAAUUAUACGAUACUUACAUUGAUCGCAAUUUUGAGACUGAAGCCGUGGAGAAGUCAAAAAUGCUGCUUAGAAACGAGCUACUGGCAUUGGAGAACCGUAUUGAAAUUCGUGAAGACUGGAAAGGUUGGAAGAUUCCUUUACUAAAGUUUGCCUUUAUUCAAAGUCCAACUAAGGAAACCUUUAUAUCUAAAUUAAUCCAGGAUCCAAAACUUGCAGUUGGCUGUUGGAACGGGAACGAUGGAUCAUUUCGAGACAUGAAGAUGAAUACCACAUCUUCAACGAUAUAUGCGACAUUCGAACAAUUUAUAUAUCACGAUGAGGAUGACGAUAGUGAUCAUGACGGUAUCGAAGACGAAGAUGCACAGUGUUACAGUGAAGAUUAUGGAACCUCUUUGCGUGGAGAGGUUCUCGAGCAUGUGAAAGCACUGAAGGACCGAGAUGUCAUUAUCUGUAUAGUAGCGAUGAGGGCUAACAAACUUAUUGAGGAUCGGGACACAACGUUGAGUCGACCAUAUCUCGAAGACAGAACGCAACUAUAG
Messenger RNA from Fusarium odoratissimum NRRL 54006, 825 nucleotides. RefSeq lists its product as uncharacterized. The record is from RefSeq and is a predicted model, not a curated record. The transcript is spliced from 2 exons. The coding region runs from base 1 to 825 and encodes 274 amino acids. NCBI's taxonomy places the organism in Eukaryota, Fungi, Ascomycota, Sordariomycetes, Hypocreales, Nectriaceae.